This is a messenger RNA of Raphanus sativus (radish), 729 nucleotides long. RefSeq names its product transcription factor TRY. The coding region runs from base 207 to 518 and encodes 103 amino acids. Gene Ontology annotation, molecular function: transcription cis-regulatory region binding. Gene Ontology annotation, biological process: cell differentiation. Gene Ontology annotation, cellular component: nucleus. Lineage: Eukaryota; Viridiplantae; Streptophyta; Magnoliopsida; Brassicales; Brassicaceae. The transcript is spliced from 3 exons. The record is from RefSeq and is a predicted model, not a curated record.
CAAGACCACAUAACAUUUCUUACUAUUAGUUUGCAAAGGCUGUUCGUUGGGCAUUUCCUCGUCGUCAUCUCUCUCUCCUCCUCUCUUCUUUUUCUCUAUAUAAUUCUCAUCUCUCACAUUUUUAUUUUAUUGCAUUCUCCAACCAAACCUCAAAUUCCAUUUAACUUACCUCUAUUUUCUUCUUCUUCUUACUACCUUCAAUAGCAAUGGAUAACACCAACCGCCAUCGCCGUCGUAAGCAACAGAAAGUUACUCUCCAGGACUCUGAAGAAGUGAGCAGCAUCGAAUGGGAGUUUAUCAACAUGACAGAACAAGAAGAAGAUCUCAUCUGUCGAAUGUAUAGACUUGUCGGUGACAGGUGGGAUUUAAUAGCAGGAAGAGUGCCAGGAAGACAACCAGAAGAAAUAGAGAGAUAUUGGAUAAUGAGAAAUAGUGAUGGCUUUGCUGAGAAACGACGCCAACUUCAUCACAAAAAAAACAAACCACACCGUCCACGUUUUUCUAUUUAUCGUUCUUAGUUUUUGAUGUCAUUAUAUUUUAUUAUUCUGUUUUCUGCCCCCGCCACGAAAAAAAAUUGAUAGAUGUUUAGUUGUAGUAUUAUCUAGCGGUAACGUUUUCAAAAAUUAGCGUAACGAAAUUAUUAUGUCUGUAUGUCUUUUUGUUGCGCUUCUUGUUUUAAUAAUAUAGCUUUCAGUUCGUAUCUAGAAAUUAAAAGGUACCAUUUAGCAA